Molecule: messenger RNA, 1223 nt
Organism: Cornus florida
Lineage: Eukaryota; Viridiplantae; Streptophyta; Magnoliopsida; Cornales; Cornaceae
Product: 14-3-3 protein 6-like
Exons: 4
Coding region: 91-873 (260 amino acids)
Biological process (GO): signal transduction
Cellular component (GO): cytoplasm
Source: RefSeq, a predicted model, not a curated record
CUAAUAAAGUCUGCAUCUCCAUUUCUAUUCUCUCUUUCCUCUCUCUCUAAAACCCAAUCUCUCUCAUCAGAUCUCGACCUAAUUCCACCAAUGGCGUCCCCAACCCCACGCGAGGAAAACGUGUACAUGGCGAAACUCGCCGAGCAGGCCGAGCGCUACGAAGAGAUGGUGGAGUUCAUGGAGAAGGUCUCCUCCGCCGCCGACGAAUCCGAGGGCCUCACCGUGGAGGAGCGCAACCUCCUCUCGGUGGCCUACAAGAACGUGAUCGGCGCACGCCGUGCCUCGUGGCGGAUCAUAUCGUCGAUCGAGCAGAAGGAGGAGUCCCGCGGCAACGCCGAUCACGUUGCAAUCAUCAAGGACUACCGUGGUAAGAUCGAGGCCGAGCUAUCGUCGAUCUGCGACGGCAUUCUGAAGCUGCUCGAUGCGAAGCUGAUCCCUUCGUCGGCCGGUGGUGACUCGAAGGUCUUCUUCUUGAAGAUGAAGGGGGAUUAUCAUAGGUAUUUGGCGGAGUUCAAGACCGGAAGUGAGAGGAAGGAGGCCGCCGAAAAUACGCUCAACGCCUAUAAAGCCGCGCAGGAUAUAGCAAAUGCAGAUUUGGCUCCAACUCAUCCAAUUCGGCUUGGACUGGCUCUUAACUUCUCAGUGUUUUACUAUGAAAUCUUGAAUUCACCUGAUCGAGCUUGUAAUCUUGCAAAACAGGCUUUCGAUGAAGCCAUUGCUGAACUGGAUACACUGGGAGAGGAUUCAUACAAGGAUAGCACUUUGAUAAUGCAACUUCUUCGUGAUAAUCUGACUUUGUGGACCUCAGACAUGCAGGAUGAAGGGGGAGAUGACAUCAAAGAAGCACCCAAGCGCGAGGAUGAGCAGCAGUGAAGUCGCUUGUUUUCAUAUUAGUACUUCACUUCCUCUGUUUUUUAUUGGAGAAGCUGUCUCGUCCCUUUAUCCAUUUCGUUAAGUUAAUUCCUUGAUUGUGAAACCUUGGAGUUACUGAAUUAUCUUAGUUUCCCAUUCUGAUCUCAAUCCCCCCUCCAAAUCUCUUCUGGUGCAUGAAGUUCCCUUUUUUCCCGCAGCUGAAAACACGAAUACUCCAUUUUGCUUGCUCUUAAUAUUCUGUCCGUUGGGUACAAACAGUGUUGGAAAUUUGGAACCAUGUAUCCUCUGGCUUAACUGUGUGACAAAAUGUGUGCUCGAAAUAAAAUGGAGCAUACCUAUUUGUUCUGAUA